This is a messenger RNA of Aspergillus tanneri, 1221 nucleotides long. RefSeq names its product putative RING finger domain protein. The transcript has 4 exons. The record is from RefSeq and is a predicted model, not a curated record. Bases 1 to 1221 code for a protein of 406 amino acids. Lineage: Eukaryota; Fungi; Ascomycota; Eurotiomycetes; Eurotiales; Aspergillaceae.
AUGGCCGAUGCCGGAGAUCGCAUGUUUUGCCAUGCCUGUGGCGGGGUAUGGCUGCGAAACGAUAACGGGCUGAUCUGCCCCCACUGUGAAUCCGAUUUUACAGAGAUUAUUGAAAUCCCCCCGGAUCCAGAUGCCCCGGAUCAUCCUCCCGAUCACCCUCCCGACCCCCCGCAUAAUCCCUGGGCACACCAUAACCCCUGGGACCAGGACGGUGAAGAUGAUCAAACCUACGACGACGACCCCAGUGGGUUCACACAUCACACCUACCGAUCCCCCGAUGGGCGGUUUACCUUCUCCAGCACGACAUAUUCCCACGGCCUCCCUCGACGGCGACAGUCGUCCCACCCGCAGGGAAACAUGCCGAUCGAUCCUUUGAUGCCCAUGGUGCGCGGUCUGGAUACCAUCUUCCACGGGCUUGCCAACACCUACCAGCAGACCUCGGCCCUUAGGCCAGGACAGGAAUCCUCCGGAACGCAGCCCCGGUCCGACCAACGGGCACCCGGCGUGACGUUGGACGGGUCCUUCGAUUUCGAUAUGCAGCAUGAGCCCGAGGGGUUACAUCCUCGGGAUGCGGAUGGGCCGCAGCCCAUGGCCACGCCGCUUCGGACGUUGGGCGAUAUCUUAGAGCUUUUCCGCUCCGACUUUCGAGAGAACGGAGGGGGCCACGGCGGGGUGCGGGUGAUGACGGGGCCGAGUCCUCUGGCAAUGCUGUCGGCGCUGUUGAACGUCGAGCGACAUGGCGACGCGGUGUACUCGCAGGAGGAGCUGGACCGAGUGAUCUCGCAGCUGGUGGAGCAGAAUGGGAACCGCACGGCACCGCCGCCGGCAUCGGCGCAGGCGAUCCAGUCGCUGCGCAAGAAGGUGGUGGACGAGGCGAUGCUGGGCAGCGACGGGCGGGCGGAGUGCUCGAUCUGCAUGGAUAGAGUGGAGAAGGGCACGGAGGUGACGGAGCUGCCGUGUCAGCAUUGGUUCCACACGGCGUGCAUUGAGAUGUGGUUGAACCAACAUAAUACCUGUCCGCAUUGUCGGCGGGGGAUUGGACACGAACAGAACAGACAGGGACAGAACCCGCAGAACCGGCAGAACCGACAGGAGCCAGGCAGGCAGGAACCGGCCGAGGGGACGAGUGACAAUCCGGUGGUGAUUGACGAUAGUCCGGGGCCAGAGGGAGGGAGUGGACUGGGGGGAUUGGCUGGAUGGGUUCGCAGUCGAUUUGGAUAA